AUGAAGGUGCUGUACAUCAAUGGCUGUGACUGCGCCGAAAUGCUCGUGGGAGAAGCCAUGCUCAUGAUUCAAUCCACCAUUGGAGAAGUCACCAUUGUCGCCGCACAUGCCAAUGUACUCUUUACGCCAUCAAUUAGUGCAAACGGCACUACUAGUAGUACGGCUAUGACCACCACAGCUCCGAACUCGAACUCGACAGUGUCACCCUAUGCUCUACCAUCCGCCGCACAAAGCACUACUUCUUCCACUGUCGCUCUUGUGGCAGGAAACAACAAUUCCAAACCAGCAACAGCAACAGCAGCAGCAGCAGCAGCAAUAACUCCCACUCCUGUCAAUAGUAGUACAGACACUGACACUGACAACAAUACAAACACUGACAACAACACAAACAACGCAACCAAAAAAGAAACAGCACCACAAGUGAUUACGGUCAAAGCUGUGGUUCACAAACCAUCCAAACGAAGUUCGGUCGGUCUGGUCAUUAUUGAUGAACCAACUCAAGAGGGCACCACCCAAACUGUCCCCACCAUUGCUCAUAUUGAUCCACAGGGAUUGUGUGCCACGACAUCACUCCAAGUCGGGAUGCGCAUUCGAAGUGUCAAUGGAUUGCAAUGUUACAACAAACAAGAUACCAUGACCAAACUCAAACGAGCCAAGGCGACCGUCUAUGUAGAAGCGCAAAUGACACGACAGCACGAACACAAUGACAAUGAAAAUGAAAACGAAAACGACGAUGCCAACGUAUUUGUCCCCGAGGAACGACGACGAUUCGUCGCACGAUCCCUCACACCCAAACAUUGGUGGUCGCGCUACAAACGAAAAAACAACAACACGACGACAAGUCAAGAAGGAGGAGAAACUACUAGUACUCUCAAGCCAACCAACAGUGGGGAAAUGACAUAA
This is a messenger RNA of Seminavis robusta, 903 nucleotides long. NCBI's taxonomy places the organism in Eukaryota, Bacillariophyta, Bacillariophyceae, Naviculales, Naviculaceae. The record is from the annotation of a GenBank genome assembly.